AUGGGGAUAUCCGGCGCGCAGAAAAGGAAGAAGAAAAAGGAGAAAGAAGAGCUCGCUUUGGACGUGGAGCGGUUGAAACUCGGACCGAGCAAGUUAUGGACCGGGUUGGUCGUGCAUCACAAGGAUGUGUUCGUCUCGCACGUGAUUCCGAAAUUGAACGGGAUGGACCGGUAUUUCUUAUCAAAGGUGAAUACAGAGAGUCAAGAUGCGCUUAAAUACGCCGGGGUAAAAGUAUCGAAAUUCGGUGAUAAUGUUCAAGAAUGUUCAUCGAUUUCGACGUUGGAAUUGGUGUGGAAUCACUUUCCCUUCGGAUGUGAAGAUGAGGAAGGAAACGUGAUAGAUCAAGCCUUGUUUUGCUUGGGAGUUUCUUUUACGAACAAACUCGAGUUUCUCAAGUGGGCGAGAGAAGUGAAACGUUGCGAGUGGGAUGAAGAGACGAUUAAAGUGGCAGCAGCUAGAGGCAAUCUCGAGAUGUUGAAAUACUGUUUCUCUAAUGGUUGCCCUUGUGAUAAAAAAGAGGUGUGUGAACAAGCUGCUUAUGGAGGACACCUCGACUGUCUUCGAUUUCUUUUGGACAAAGUGAACCCUUCGCGAAAGACGGAAGAAGAUGCGGCACAUCAGGCAGCAGAAAAGGGUCACGUGGACAUCGUGAAAUAUCUCAUUGAAAGAAGAAAAAUAUCUGAUAAGGUAAAGGAACACUGCAUGUUAAUCGCUACAUGGUAUGGCCAACUUGAUUGUCUCAAAUACUUAGUCGAAGAGGCCAAAAUGCCUCUUAACAACCGUAAACACAUCGCUUGCGCUCGGUAUUACAAGCACACCGACUGCGAAAACUACUUGCUCGAAAAAGGGUCUCCAGAACCAACGGACGAAGAAUACGCUGCCGUUGUCCAAUUUAUCAAAAGAACGAAGAAAAGCAGCACGUAG
Messenger RNA from Bathycoccus prasinos, 924 nucleotides. RefSeq lists its product with no specific name. The record is from RefSeq and is a predicted model, not a curated record. Bases 1 to 924 code for a protein of 307 amino acids. The transcript has a single exon. NCBI's taxonomy places the organism in Eukaryota, Viridiplantae, Chlorophyta, Mamiellophyceae, Mamiellales, Bathycoccaceae. Gene Ontology annotation, molecular function: protein binding.